AUGUCGGCCAUGCAGGACGAAGUCUUCCCCGUCUACGGUCUCUGGUCGAAGCGCCUGAUGGUAGUAUCUGUGUCGCUCUUUGCCCUCCUCGGCACCAUGGCCACUAGCAUGUAUUAUCCUGCCCUACCCACCGUACCUAGCGAUCUUGGCGUAUCUAUCACGGAUGUCAACCUAUCAGCAACAACAUUCAUGAUCCUCCAAGGCAUCGCCCCCACCUUCGUCGGCAAUUUCUCAGACUCCAGUGGCCGCCGUCUCUCUUACAUCGUGUGUUUCUCGAUUUUUCUUAUCGCCAAUACUUCGUUGGCACUACAGAACACUUAUGCCGGACUGCUUGCGCUGCGGUGCGUUCAGAGUGCCGGGGCUGGCGGGCUCAUUCCCCUCGCCAGUGGUGUGAUAGCAGAUAUUGUUGAGCCGGCUGAGCCUGGGCUACCGUUGCUCCUGUUCUUGGUCCUGCUCUGGCACCCGUGCUAG
Fusarium odoratissimum NRRL 54006 is the source of this 471-nucleotide messenger RNA. RefSeq lists its product as uncharacterized. Bases 1 to 471 code for a protein of 156 amino acids. Gene Ontology annotation, biological process: transmembrane transport. Lineage: Eukaryota; Fungi; Ascomycota; Sordariomycetes; Hypocreales; Nectriaceae. Gene Ontology annotation, molecular function: transmembrane transporter activity. The transcript has 2 exons. The record is from RefSeq and is a predicted model, not a curated record.